AUGAGUAGAGAUGGGUGCCAAGGUGGUUGGCCUUUAGAUGCUUGGAAAUGGAUACAAAGCAAAGGAGUAUGUACAGGAACAGACUAUAAAACGAAGGGAGGAUGUAAACCAUAUCCAUAUGCAUCCGGUGGAGCAACACCUAGGUCACCCUGUAAAUCAGCAUGUACAGCAAACUGGAAGACAGCAUAUGCAAAAGAUAAACACUUUGGUAAUUUAAAGGAGGAAAAUAUUUUUAAAAGACUAGAGAGCAAUUUAGUUCUGUCUGGUGGAAUAGAAGGGAACGCUGAGAAAAUGGGGUUGAAUGACUUAAAGAUAGUUCCUCUCGGAGCAGUUCAGUCCGGAGUUCAGUCCCGACUUUAUAACUCAAUGGUCACUCAUUCAUUUUUCUUGAUACCAAUGGAAAGAGAAUCAAAAGCUCUAACCAUCAUGUUAUAG
This is a messenger RNA of Meloidogyne enterolobii, 435 nucleotides long. Lineage: Eukaryota; Metazoa; Nematoda; Chromadorea; Rhabditida; Meloidogynidae. The record is from the annotation of a GenBank genome assembly.